This is a messenger RNA of Mangifera indica (mango), 1945 nucleotides long. RefSeq names its product putative pumilio homolog 19. Gene Ontology annotation, biological process: post-transcriptional regulation of gene expression. Bases 194 to 1627 code for a protein of 477 amino acids. The record is from RefSeq and is a predicted model, not a curated record. Lineage: Eukaryota; Viridiplantae; Streptophyta; Magnoliopsida; Sapindales; Anacardiaceae. Gene Ontology annotation, cellular component: cytoplasm. Gene Ontology annotation, molecular function: mRNA binding. The transcript has 6 exons.
UUGUAAUCUUGAAAACCAAUCCUAAACUGACUCCUGUAUUCCUCUCCAGUAUGUAAUUCAAUCUUCUGUACGCUAUAUAAAGCCACAAGUUUCUGUUAUUUGAAUUACCUUCCUGUUCCUUGGUUGCUUGAUCUGUAAGUUUCGUUGAAAAUAUUGAGCGACUCCUGUUUCUGAUCCCUGUAAUUUAACGAAAAUGUCUUCUGAUAAUGCCCCCCAAGAAAGCCUCUUGCUUUCUCUCAGAAAUCUUUCUCUUUCUGAUCAUGGCUCUUCAACUUCAAGAGCCCUGCCUCAACCAAGUCCCCUGCCACCCUCUAUAGCUCCGUCCUUUUCGCAAAGUAUCUGGGCUGACCACUCUGCCAGCAACACUGAAGGGGCAAAUCUGCAAAAUAUACCUUGUAAUGUGUUCAUGAAUGAGUACGAUGUCAAUCAUCAAGAGGAGACUAUGAGGGUGAAUCUUAAUUCUGGGUCUGAAGUACAUUCUAUGUCUAUCUGGGAAAAUCAAGAAAGCCCUUUUGGGAAAAAUUUGGGUCGUUAUAAUGGUUUGAAUUUGUAUAAUAAUCGCAUCCAGAGUCAAGAUUAUGUCACUAGUCAUCAAGAAAGUCUGAGUAGCGAUGAAGUUAUUGCUAUAAAUUCAAUUCUGGGUUUGGAAGAUUCUGAUAUCAUUCUUCUGAGUAAUGAUCAAUGUGGCUCUAAGUAUCUUCAGAAACUACUGUGUUGGAAGGAUUCCAGGAUUAUAAACAAGAUGUUGGGGGUGGUUUACAGGUUCCCUUUUUACCUGAUGACUCACUGCCAUGGACACCAUCAGUUUGUGAAGCUGAUUGAAUCAUGUGAUGAGGAGCAGCUGGGACUGAUUACCAUGAAGAUAACAGCACAAGAUGAGUUGUUUUUCAAAGCUUCAAUCAGUAAAUUUGGUUCACUUUGCAUCAAGAGGCUGAUCAAAGUUCUGGUGGGAUCACCCUUCAUUUCACUUGUGAUUUCUGUUUUACAUCGGAAAUUUAAAGACAUAAUGAUUAAUGGAAAAGGACCUUCUGUUAUAAUUCAUUGUUUAGAGACUCUCAGUGAUCAGCAAAAUGAGUUACUAUAUGUUGCAGCCAUGAAUCACUUUCGAGAUCUAGCCACCAAUGUUGUCGGAUGCAUUUCCUUGAACAAUUUCAUAGAUGACAUGAGAGGUCUACACCGAGCACAGCUUCUAGACUUAAUAUCUUGCCAUGCAGCAUUCCUCUCCAAGGACCCUUCAGGGAAUUUUGUUGUCCAGCAUGUCUUAGAACUCAGUAAUCCGAUGUUGACCCAAAAGAUAUGCUCCAUGCUCAGUGGCAAGUAUGUGGAACUCUCACUGUUAAGAUAUGGCAGUCAUGUAGUAGAGAAAUGCUUGAAAUCUCCAGGAAUGGCACAUUAUGCAGUUGAAGAUUUUCUGAAGAGCAGUAGCCAGCUUUUUCACCUAGCCAGGCAUAAAUAUGGAAACUAUGUGAUCCAAACAGCCCUUAAAGUCACAAAGACUGAAAAUAUUUCCCUCCAUAGGAGACUUCUUAAUGAGCUCCAAGAUCAUCAUGAUUUGCAGUUCGGAUUCGGAAAGAAACUGUACAACUUGAUUGCUGCUGGAGUACCAGUUGAUGGUGACAUUGUGUGAUGUACAAUCUGGGAGCAAGCCAAUCUGUUGCCUGAACUUGUUUAUACUAAAAAUCAUGAACAUAGUAUGUGUUGCCAUGCCACCAUAAUAGGGAUCUGUUAUUUGUUUCUGUAGUUCUAUAAUGACAUGUAUUGGGAAGGCAGUAAUUUACCUACUAAGGUUGCAAUUAAGUCAGCAAUCUUCAUUGUUCGGAAUGGUAUUUUGUAGCCAUGUUGAGUCUUUCUUUCUGUUAGAAAAAGUGAAAGUUAUCUUAUCUUCCUUCUGGGUUGAACCUUUUGAGUGGUUGAUAAUAAAAUUGAAUAGUUUAGUUGUGAAUUA